AUGAUCCCAAAAAAGCAAAUCCCAACCACGGCAUUCGUGGUUGAGAAGCCAGGGGCUCCUUUUAUUCUUCAAGAUGUUGUUCUUGAUGAAGUCAGGGCUAAUGAAGUCUUGGUUGAAAUGAAAUAUACCGGCCUUUGCCACACAGACAUCGUCGUCCAACAGGGUGUAAUCCCUGUCGGUGAUUAUCCCGCCGUGUUAGGCCACGAGGGUGCCGGAAUCGUUCGUCGUAUUGGCAGUGCUGUGAAAGACAAAUCCCUCCAAGAAGGCGACCUUGUCUUCCUGAGCUUCACCUCCUGCCAUGAAGAAUCAUGCAGCCCCUGUAGCAAUGGCCGACAUGGAUUCUGCAGUCAGAUGACAGACAUUAACUUCGCCGGUGCUCGAGGUCUCAGCUCUACCGAGUCACCCAUUUCUUUCCCCGAUGGAAAGGGUCCAAUUCGCGGCCAGUUCUUCGGCCAGUCCUCCAUGAGCAAGCUGGCUGUGGUUGAUGAGCGCUCGGUUGUCAAGUCCCCUGCAGCAUCUGGAAUCACGAUCGAAGAUAUGGGGGUCCUUGCUCCUCUUGGCUGUGGAUAUCUCACUGGUGCAGGAACCAUCUUCAAUGUCCUCAAGCCUAAACCGACAAGUCGCUUGGCUGUUUUUGGCAUGGGUGCUGUUGGCUUGGCGGCCCUGUUGGCUGCCCGGUCCCAGGGGGUUGAAACUGUUAUCGCGGUUGAUAUUGUUGAUGCGAAGCUCGAGCUGGCGAAGUCUCUUGGUGCAUCGCAUACGUUGAACACGAAGAGUAUAUCGGAUCUUGCACAGGGGCUGUUGGAUACCUUCCCAGAUGGCGUUGACUAUAUUCUCGACACGACGGGCGUAAUUCCUCUGCUCGAGGCUGCGGUCAAAGCUUUAGGCCAUGAAGGCACCCUAGCUAUUGUGGGAGUAGCUCGUGCUGGCUCAUCUUUCAAUAUCGAUCCUUUAGCAUUCAUGAUGGCUUGCAAGCGUGUUGUUGGUGUGAUUGAGGGCUGCGGGAAUCCCGCUGUGAUUGUUCCCCAACUAAUUGAUCUAUACAAGCAAGGGAAAUUCCCAGUCGAUAGAAUUGCUAAGAUCUAUCCCCCGGAUGCUCUUGAGCAAGCCCUAGCAGAUUUGCACUCUGGAAGGGUUAUCAAGCCCGUCAUCAAAUGGGCAGAUCUGUAA
Messenger RNA from Penicillium vulpinum, 1170 nucleotides. RefSeq names its product NAD(P)-dependent alcohol dehydrogenase. The coding region runs from base 1 to 1170 and encodes 389 amino acids. Lineage: Eukaryota; Fungi; Ascomycota; Eurotiomycetes; Eurotiales; Aspergillaceae. The record is from RefSeq and is a predicted model, not a curated record. Gene Ontology annotation, molecular function: oxidoreductase activity; zinc ion binding. The transcript has 4 exons.